AUGGACGGCCUCAAGCUAGCCAUAUCUUCCAUGUCUCUCGGCCGCGCCUGGGUCCAUUCUAUGCCUAGCAAACUCUCCGCCGCUUCUAAGCACAACAUUCUUGGUCUUGAAGUAUUCUACGAAGAUCUCAAAUAUCUCGCACGGACUGAAUCAAACACCGAGACGCCCUCUCCAGAAGCUCUUCUCCACGCUGCUUCCACCAUAAAAUCGCUAUGCGAUGAACGAAACAUAACUAUCAUCGGACUGCAACCGUUUAACUUCUACGAGGGUUUGAAAGAUAGAAGCGAGCACCACGAGAAAAUUGAGAAAAUGAAACUCUGGUUCAAGAUUGUCAAGAUCUUGGGAACGGAUCUCAUCCAAAUCCUCGCGAACUUCUUACCCAAAGAGAAAUUAACCGAUGAUAUGGAUACCAUCAUUUCGGCUUCUUGUGAUAGGAAAACUGAAAAUGUAGAGAAAGCUUUGAAUGAGAGAUUGGAGAGACUGGCAAAGAUUGUUGAUGUGAAGAAAGUUUUUUAUAUUCAAGUGGUUGAUGCGGAGAAGAUGCAAGAGCCGUUGGUCAAGGGCCAUGCAUUUUGGGAUGAUGAACAACCUGCGCGAAUGAGUUGGAGUAGGAAUGCGAGGUUGUUUGCGGGAGAGAGUGAGAGGGGGGCGUAUUUGCCGGUUGAAAAGGUUACGCGGAUUAUUGUUGAGUGUUUGGGGUAUCAAGGAUGGGUUAGUAUGGAAUUGUUUAAUAGGUCGAUGGCGGAAGAAGGAGAAAGUGUCCCGGAUGAACACGCUAGGAGAGUGGAGGAUUUUUGGAAGGGAAUUCAGACUUGGAUCAAGUGGCCGAAACUUAGUGACUGGAUGUCAACAAGCGCUGCAAAGGAACUUACUUCGCCUAAUUUAGUCGUAUAA
Molecule: messenger RNA, 894 nt
Organism: Botrytis porri
Lineage: Eukaryota; Fungi; Ascomycota; Leotiomycetes; Helotiales; Sclerotiniaceae
Exons: 3
Coding region: 1-894 (297 amino acids)
Source: RefSeq, a predicted model, not a curated record